UCUCCCUGCUGCCCCCGGUCCGGGGCUGCCAACCAUGGCUCUGCGAGAGGCCGCGGCGCCUGAGGAGCUCGUUUUCUAUGUGAAUGGCAGGAAGAUAAUAGAGAAAAAUGCUGAUCCUGAACAAAUGCUCUUGUCUUAUCUGCGAAAGAGGCUCCAUCUUACAGGAACUAAGUAUGGCUGUGGAGGAGGUGGCUGUGGUGCCUGCACAGUGAUGAUAUCAACUUAUGAUCCAGCUUCAAAGAAGAUACGACACUAUUCAGCCAAUGCAUGUUUGCUUCCCAUUUGCUCCUUGUAUGGUGCAGCAGUAACUACAGUGGAAGGUGUUGGAAGUACAAAAACCAGGAUUCAUCCAGUUCAGGAAAGACUUGCCAAGUGCCAUGGCUCCCAGUGUGGUUUCUGCACGCCUGGAAUGGUGAUGUCCAUAUACACUUUACUAAGAAACCACCCAGAACCAACUUCAGAGCAGAUGAUUGCAGCUCUGGCUGGGAACUUGUGCCGCUGUACUGGAUACCGGCCAAUCCUAGAUGCCUGUAAAACCUUCUGUAAGGAAUCCAUUUGUUGUCAAAGGAAAGCAAAUGGAAAAUGUUGCUUGGAUCAGGAAGAUGAUUUGUUUGACAGUGAAGAGAAGGUCUCCACCAGCCUGUUUUCAACAGAUGAAUUCCAGCCGUUAGAUCCCACCCAGGAGCUUAUAUUCCCUCCAGAACUAAUGAGAAUGGCAGAAAAUCAACCAAAAAGAACUCUGGUUUUUUGUGGGGAGAGAGUAACGUGGAUUUCUCCUGUAAGCUUGGAUGAACUGAUGGAUCUGAAAGCUGCCCACCCCAAAGCACCUCUUGUGGUUGGGAACACCAGUGUGGGACCUGACAUGAAAUUCAGAGGUGUGUUCCAUCCAGUUCUUAUUGCUCCUGCAAGGAUCCCAGAUCUGAAUGUGCUGAAAUACACGAAUGAUGGAUUAACUCUGGGAGCUGCCUGCAGCCUCUCUCUAGUGAAAGACAUCUUGACAAAUGCAAUUGCCAAGUUCCCUGAAGAGAAGACGAGAGUUUUCUGUGCUGUCUUGCAGCAGCUGAGAACUCUGGGCGGAGAACAGAUAAGAAAUGUUGCUUCUUUUGGUGGAAACAUCAUAAGUAGAAAAUCAACCUCAGACUUGAAUCCUGUUCUGGCAGCCAGCAACUGCAUGCUCAACCUGGCUUCAAGAGAACAAAAGCGACAGAUUCCUAUGACUGACAUUUUUGCAGAUGGAGUUGGUAACAAUACCAUUACACCAGAAGAGAUCUUAGUUUCUGUCCUUAUUCCCUAUUCUAGGAAGGGGGAGUAUGUCUCUGCAUUUCGACAAGCACCAAGACGGGAAAAUGCUCUUCCAAUAACCAAUGCUGGGAUGAGAGUCCUUUUUGAAGAAGAUACAGAUAUUAUAAAGGAUCUAAGCAUUUUCUAUGGAGGUGCUGUCUCAACAACAGUCUGUGCAAAACAAACCUGUUCAACACUUAUUGGAAGACACUGGAAUGAACAAAUGUUGGAUGAAGCAUGCAGACUAGUUCUUAAAGAAAUUGCUCUUCCAGGCUCAACUGGUGGUGAAAAUGUAGACUAUAAGAAAACUUUGAUGGUCAGUUUCUUCUACAGAUUUUUUCUGGAAGUAUCACAGUCAUUGAAGACAAUGGAUCCUUGCCAUUAUGCUGGCAUACCUAUGGAAUAUGAGAGUGUUCUUCAAGAUUUCAAAACCAGAAUGCCCCAGAGUAUCCAAGUAUACCAGGACGUAGAGCCAAGCCAGUGUCCCCAGGACCCUGUAGGACGGCCUAUUAUGCACCAGUCUGGGAUAAAGCAUGCCACUGGUGAAGCAGUCUACAUUGAUGACCUUCCUUCUGUGGAUGGGGAGCUUUUCCUGGCUGCUGUCACUAGUUCCAGAGCUCACGCUAAGAUUGUAUCUAUAGAUACCUCAGAGGCCCUAAAAGGAGCAGGUGUGUUUGAUGUCAUAACAGCUCAUGAUGUGCCAGCUGCAAAUGAGUUUUAUUUUUAUGAUGAUCCGGAGAUUAUAUUUGCAAGAAACGAGGUGAUUUGUGUGGGUCAGAUUGUCUGUGCUGUGGUCGCAGAUUCAGAUGUUCAUGCCAAACAAGCAGCUGCAAAAGUGAAGAUAGAGUAUGAAACACUGGAACCAGUAAUUUUAACAAUUGAGGAAGCUAUAAAACACAACUCGUUCUUUGAGCCAAGCAGAAAAUUAGAACAAGGAAAUGUUGAUGAGGCAUUUGGAACUGCUGAUAAUAUAAUUGAAGGGGAGAUUUGCAUUGGGGGACAGAAACACUUUUACAUGGAGACUCAGAGUAUGCUAGCUGUUCCAAAAGGAGAGGAUAAAGAAAUGGAUUUGUAUGUGUCGACACAGCAUCCAGCAAUUAUUCAGGAGAUGGUAGCUGCAAGUUUAGGUGUUCCAGCCAACAGGAUCAUGUGCCAUGUUAAACGAGUUGGUGGAGCUUUUGGUGGGAAAAUCCUGAGAACAGGUUUAUUGGCAUCAGUUGCUGCAGUGGCAGCAAACAAAACCAGCAGAGCAGUCCGUCUUAUUCUAAGCCGAGAGGAUGAUAUGGUAAUCACUGGUGGCCGACAUCCCUUUAUUGCUAAAUAUAAAGUUGGCUUCAUGAAUGAUGGUAGGAUCACAGCUGUGGAUGCCAAAUAUUAUGUUAAUGGAGGAUGUACCCCUGACGAGUCUGUCCUGGUAGCAGAAGUAUCCUUGUUAAAAAUGGACAAUGCGUACAAGAUUCCCAAUCUCAGAUGCUGGGCAUAUGUCUGCAAAACAAACUUGCCGUCAAAUACAGCAUUCCGAGGCUUUGGCUUUCCUCAGUCUGGACUGGUGACAGAAACUUGGAUUACAGAUGUUGCAGAUAAAACUGGUUUAGCACCAGAAAAGAUUAGGGAAAUAAAUAUGUAUAAGAAGAAUGAGCAGACACACUUCAAACAAAAACUUGAUCCAGAGAAUUUAAUACGGUGUUGGAAUGAGUGUAUGGAGAAAUCUGCAUACUACAGUAGGAGAACAGCUAUCAAUGAAUUUAACAAACAAAAUUACUGGAAGAAAAGAGGGAUUGCCAUUGUACCGAUGAAAUUUCCAUUUGGACUAGGAACACCUUACCUUUCUCAGGCUGCUGCACUGGUUCAUAUUUAUACUGAUGGGUCUGUGCUUCUGACACAUGGUGGAAUUGAAAUGGGGCAGGGUAUUCAUACAAAAAUGAUCCAGGUUGCUAGUCGGGAAUUGAACAUCCCCAUGUCAUGUAUUCACUUCUGUGAAACAAGCACAACAACUGUUCCUAAUGCAUGUGCCUCAGUAGGAUCUGCAGGGACAGAUGUCAAUGGCAUGGCCGUGAAGGAUGCUUGCCAAACUCUUCUGAAACGCCUGCAGCCCAUCAUCAAGGAGAACCCAACAGGGACCUGGAAUGAUUGGAUUAAAGAAGCUUUUAAGCAGAGUGUGAACCUUUCAGCUACUGGCUAUUUUAGAGGUUACAAUGAAUACAUGGACUGGGAGAAAGGGGAAGGACACCCAUUCACAUAUUUUAUUUUUGGAGCUGCUUGUUCAGAGGUUGAAAUUAACUGUCUAACAGGAGAUCACAAGAACCUCAGGACAGACAUUGUUAUGGACGUUGGAUGUAGCAUAAAUCCAGCUGUGGAUAUAGGACAGAUUGAAGGUGCUUUUGUUCAAGGUAUUGGACUGUACACGAUGGAGGAGUUAAAGUAUUCUUCAGAAGGAGUCCUCUAUACUCGGGGUCCAGAUCAGUAUAAGGUCCCUGCUGUUUGUGAUAUUCCAGAACAGUUUAGUGUUUCCCUGCUGUCCUCUUCUCAGAAUCCUUAUGCCAUCUAUGCAUCCAAGGGGAUAGGUGAAGCAGGAUUUUUCUUGGGAUGUUCUGUGUUCUUUGCUUUGAGAGAUGCAGUAACUGGUGUGAGGAAUGAAAGAGGACUGAAAAAGACCUUUGCACUGAAGAGCCCCCUGACUGCUGAGCAAAUACGGGCAAACUGCACUGAUGCAUUUACUGAGAUGAUGGCAAACAAUGAAGCUGCUUCCUCCUCGGGCCACAUCUGUGUGAAUGACAAACCAUAGUGCACAAGACUGGAAUGGAAAACUGAUUUACUGCCCCAAGACACACUAAUCAACACACAGAUAAAUGUAUUUUCUCUUUUUCUGAAUAGAACCAGCUACCAAAAAUAGGCACUUUAUAUCUUACAUCCUUAUCUUCAUUCUUCCUCCAGUGGACUCAUUGCAGUAUUUUGCUUAAAGAAUUGCAUUUAAUUGUUAGGAAUAAAUCAUCUGCAUUUGAACCAUGUAUUUUCAACAGGAAAGAUCUGCUGAUCAGCACAGCUCAAAUGCUGAAGGAGAGGAAAG
This is a messenger RNA of Catharus ustulatus (Swainson's thrush), 4348 nucleotides long. RefSeq names its product aldehyde oxidase 1 (gene AOX1). Bases 35 to 4066 code for a protein of 1343 amino acids. The transcript is spliced from 35 exons. The record is from RefSeq and is a predicted model, not a curated record. Lineage: Eukaryota; Metazoa; Chordata; Aves; Passeriformes; Turdidae. Gene Ontology annotation, molecular function: FAD binding; oxidoreductase activity; iron ion binding.